Scylla paramamosain (green mud crab) is the source of this 8452-nucleotide messenger RNA. RefSeq names its product ribosomal protein S6 kinase delta-1-like. The coding region runs from base 234 to 4163 and encodes 1309 amino acids. The transcript has 13 exons. Lineage: Eukaryota; Metazoa; Arthropoda; Malacostraca; Decapoda; Portunidae. Gene Ontology annotation, biological process: protein phosphorylation. Gene Ontology annotation, molecular function: phosphatidylinositol binding; protein kinase activity; ATP binding. The record is from RefSeq and is a predicted model, not a curated record.
GGGACAGUCAAAUGAGUAUCGGGAAUGUACCGAAUUUACCGGGAACCGUGCUUGAUUAAGAAUCUAUAUGAAACCAUCCAGGAGAACCAGGGCUCUUUUCCCUCAGUUCUCUGUUAAUUCGUCACUAUUAUUAUCAAUGUAAUCGUUAUCAUUAAUUGAUAUUAUGUUACUAUCUUGGAAUAUUUUAGGGAGUCAUGAGAUAUAACUUGGUCCUCCCUGAAAUGUAAACAAAUAUGGCCGCCAAAACACAGCACUGGGUUCGGAUUUUUGAGGUCAACGAGACAAAACGCCAUCCCAAGGGAUACACUAUUUAUCAGGUGAAGUCCACGGUAUUUCCUAGAACCAGUCCUGAAGCCUCUACCUCAGUGGUUGUGUGGCGGCGAUACUCAGAGAUCAGCAGACUUCACCGGGCCAUUUCAGAGUUACAUGAGAAGCUCGGCCUCUCUGGAAAGCUGCCCCCUUUCCCUCGGGCCACCAUCCUCAACAGAUUCGAGGCAGAUGUGGUGGAAGCACGGCGAGAGGCAACACUCAACCUCCUGAAAUUCAUCGGCCAACACAGCCCCUUGUUUACCUCAGAGCCAUUCACAAGUUUUUUCCAGAAUAAUGAAAAGAAGACUACAGGACAUUUUGGGGAGAGGAGGAAAAGGACCAAGGGAAGAUCAAAGGAGGCAGAGCAACUGGCCACAACUCUGGGCAUCCAGGACAGUGUCUCUCUUUAUUCCCAGCUGAGUGAAUCUGAAGAUGACUUAAGUUUGUGCUCCACCCCUGAUUACCCUUUUCCUGUAAUUCCAGCACCCUCUACCUCCGACUUAGCUGAGGCUAGUGGCUCUGUAGGUUUUGAUUUUUCUGGUGAUCCCCAUAGAAGUAAUACUACUCAGUCAGUAUCCAGAAUGAAGAAUGGCAGUGUUGGAACUCUUGGAGUUUCAGAGGAAUCUCAGAGAAAAAUUUUAAGUAAAAAUUUGCAGGAAAACCACCAUGCUCUACAGAGAACAACUGAAGGACAAACAGUUAAAGAAAAAGUAAUUCAUGACCAGAAUGCAUUGCUUUCGCAUAACAGUAGCAUGGAUGACAGUGUGUUUGAGUUCCCUCAAGGGGACUUGAACAGUCAUGUUGUAGACCCAUCAGACCUCAGCGAAAAACAUACCAUUACCUCAUCAGUAUCUAGCACAUCAUCUCUUUCUUACUGUGUUUAUGAAAACCCAGUGCAUGACUCCCCUUUACAUCAAGAAUCCUACCACAAGGACCUAAAGCAGCCUGAAGACAUCAUGCCCACGACCACCCACCCACUGCCACCUGUUAACAUCACCAAAUCAGUCAGCAUCCCUGAAAGGAAGAGUUCUGUGCCUCUCACACCUCUGACACCACUCACAACAACAGUCACACCAUACGUUCCUACACACAAGGUCCCCACUCCUCAGGAAGUGGCCAACAGUCAGUACAUAUUCAUUGCAGCACAACAGAUAAGUGAAGCACAGCAACACGAGCAGCAGAAGGAUUACAAGAAAGCACUGAACAUGUAUCGGGAGGGGGUGGGUACCCUACUACAAGGUGUUCAAGCUGGUACUUCUGUGGACCAUUCUAGGAAACAAGGUGAUAAUGAUGGGGAUCGGAGGGAUGCAGUGAAGAGAAAAACAGCCCAGUACUUGCAGCGGGCAGAGCAGCUGGUGGCCAGACUCACACGCAGGGACAAAAAAAGAGAGCAGUUUUUGGACGGUCCUGAAGCUGAGGUGUGUAGUGGAGGAGAGGGAGACUUGAAAUGCAGUGCUACUGAUCUAGCGAGGUAUAAGGUGGUGGGCUGGACUGGAUCUGUGAUUAUUGCCACUGACUCUUCAAAUGGAGAUACUGUGGCCAUUAAAGUGCAUGUAAAGAGUGGGAUAGGAAGUGGAGAAAAGACUGUGAUUCCAAGAGAAGUGCCAUUCAUGGUGCCUGUGAUGCGAUACCAUGAGACUGACACUGCCAUCUACUUGGUUCUCAAAUAUAUAAGUGGAGGGAAGUUGUGGAGCCAUAUCAAAAAGUAUGUUGAAGCAGAAGAAAAUUUCUAUAAUACUCUCCAUGGCAGUGUAACAACCACUACUUACUCCGGCCGCCGCCUGCUUCAGGAAUCCAUGGAAUAUGACAGGUCAUCUGCUGGACACCAAACACCUUCUCAUAAUUCCCACGUGUCCCAUUUGUCAUCUGCAAGCCUGUUAAACAUACCCACUUGUACUACAACAAGAGCAAAUUCUGAGUGUUCAGAUGUUUCUUCUACAUGCCUGCCUGAUGCAUACCUACAGAUCUACUCAGAAUAUGAUCCAACCCUCCCUUCUUCAUCCUCCAUGUUGAUUCUUCCCCAUAACACACACAACAAUCAUACUACAAUGGAUUCUGUACCUAAAUCACUCAGCACAGGUGCUUUAUCAGGAACAUCAGUGUAUCCAGACCCUGGCUGUGCUGGCCCACAUGACAGUGGUGGGAAAUCAGUGGCAGAAAAUAAAGUCACAAAAGACUACGUUCCAUGGCCUAAUGGUGACAAUAUGAUUGAGGAAGACAAAGUGAGUAUAGGAAGUGAUACACUGUCAGGAGUUAGUGAAGAUUUUAGUUGUUCUUUACCUGUUGGUGUCCCAGAUCUGUUACCAGACACAGUACCACUUCCAGAAGUGAGAAUCACUGCAGAUAGCUCUGUGAUUAGCUCAUGUAAUGAAUUACCUCAGACAGUAGGAGGUAAGGAAAGUAGAAAAGAUAAUAUUAAUGGCUACUUAAAGGGUGAAUCACAAAGGAGCAGUAAAACCAAUAAUAUAGUUACAAAGGAAGUGACACCAGAAGAUGGAAAGGAACUGCUGGACACUAGACAGUUAAAAAGUCCUCUUACUGAAAAUGGAGGAAAAGAGACUGUAUCUCCUACAACUGCUGUGUCCCCUACAGCUGCUGAUCAUCUUGAGCCUGAUGAUGAAAAUAGUAUAACUGACACCUCCUUUGCCAGCAUCACUCUUCCAUCUUUUUCAUGGGCUAAGCAGGAAGAGUCUGAAGUGGCCUCCCUUGAUAUCGAGGAUCUUAUAAGGAAUUCUCGUCAGCUGUUGCAAAAUGUUGACCACACACUGUUACAGAGCAGGAGUCAGAGUGUAAUUUUUCCUAUUUCGGGUGAAAGUAGCUCAGGUGACCAGUCUGAACUGCCUAAUGAUAAUGGUAGUAUAAACCAGGAUCAGCCUAAUAAAAAGGGGGCCUUAGAUUCCCAGACUCUUCAUGAGAAAAAAUCACUAGGGAUCAAGCUCUCAAAGAGUAAUUCUUCAGUGCGAGUAUCGCCAUUAAUGGCUCGCCGACUUGGAUUAAAUCAAGAGGGUCACAGAACUAAAAAGUCUAGCUUGAAAUGCACUAGAAGUGAAAAUAACUUGUCAACACCACAGAAAUUUGCUACGUCUGUAACAGAAAAUAAUAAAAUAGAUUUGGAAACAGGAGUUGUAAAGCAAAUUAUAGACAUGUCACUGAAUGGCACUAGUCAGGCUGUGUCACAACAUUCUGAGCAGUCACAAGAUUAUGUAGAAAAGUGGAGUUCAGAAUCGAAAGAAAGCCUAUCUCUUGCUAAAUGUGAUCCACCUUCAGAAAAUUCCUUGGCAGCUCUCCUUGAAAAGUAUUCUGCUAGUAGAGGACAAGACUCCCAGCCAAGGUUACCAGAAGGCAUUGUGAAGGUAUGGCUGUCCCAAAUAAUCUCAGCUGUCUCAUCUCUACACCACCAGGGUAUAGUCUUAGGGGAUCUGAAUCCAGAUGAUAUUCUACUGGAUGAAGGGGGAAGCAUCUUGAUGACUCAUGUGAGUCGUUGGUCUUCAGUGCAACAGGGAGUGUGGAAGGCCCGUGGCGUGUCCAGCAUGUCAAAGGUCUGGAUACAGAGGGGCUACUUGGCCCCAGAGCUAAUUUCACCUGUGGCUCAUCCAACACCUGCCUCUGACUGGUGGUCUAUAGGAGCAUUAAUGUACCAUUUGCUCACUGGACAGAGCCUUUCCCGAGCACAUCCUUCUGGCAUCACCUCCCACACUGAGCUCCUGAUGCCACCACACCUCACUCCUGAGGCAGUUUCUCUCCUUUCCCAGCUGCUGUGUGUUCAUCCCACGGAGAGGCUUGGGGGAGGUGGAGCAGGAGUUCAGGAGGUCAAGGAUCAUCCCUUUUUCACUGGUAUCCAGUGGGCCAACUAGCUGCUUCGGGUGAUGAAUCUCCCUAUGCAAAGAGUGAACUAUAAUGCUCAAGUGUAGAUAACAUUGUGAAGCAGAUUGAGGCUGAGUGAGUGAGUGUUCAUAAUAGUGUUGUUUUAAGUACAUUACAUGACAAAGGAUCUGGCAAAUUUGCAAUAUUGGUGCUCCUCACACAAUGAAUCCAGUAUUCACUGUGAUUUUUUCAGAUUUAUUAUUUGAAAAUAGAUAAACAAAUACACACACAAACAUAUAGAAAUGUAUAUAUUGUAUCUGUAUAUUAGAUUAAAAUUUCCUUAAAAGUGAUAUUGGGGUCAAGGUGUCUGCAUAAUGCCUUGCCAUAUAUAUAUAUAUAUAUAUAUAUAUAUAUAUAUAUAUAUAUAUAUAUAUAUAUAUAUAUAUAUAUAUAUAUAUACAGUGGAACCUCAGUUUCUGAACUUAAUUCGUUCCUGAAUUCCAUUUGAAAUCUGAAAUGUUCAAAAACCAAAAUUAUUUUCCCCACAGGAAUCAAUGUAAAAUAGAUUAAUCUGUUCUUAGACACCCAUCCACCAUGUCUUAGCAGGUAAUGACCAACACUCCCACUGCUAAGAUUGCCACUCCACAUCUUCAGCAUAGAAAUUUUUUGUCCUAAAAGGAUGUAUUAAAUGAACUUAGUGACACAGAACUCAUCAGAAGAUAUUGUUUAGACCAUGCAGGCAUUUUCUAUGUUACCAAUCAAGUAAGGGAAGCCUUACAGAGUGACACAGAGAGGAGCAACCCACUCACCACCAAAAUGAAGGUAAUCAUAACACUUAGACAUCUUGAUAGUGGGAAGAGCUACUGGGAAAAUGCAGUUGUGCAGUAGUGAUAGCAUUAUGGGUCAUAGAGAGAGCCACAGGAGACUCGCGAUUACUCCUGAGCCCCAAACCUUGUUUGUUUACAUCAAGUUUCUUCAACGGGAUCACAUUUAACUUCAACAAAGAUUGAAUUACUGUCUUACCUUCUGUGUCUCUCCUCCAAAUAUAUAAAGAUUAAAGAAAUGUUUAUAGAAACUAUAAAUUAGUAAUAAAUGGCAGCUUUUGCUACAUCCUGUAGUAUUUGAAAUCAAGUAACCUUGUUCAAAAACUGAUUUAUGGUUCGGCAACCGAAGCAAUUAUGAGUUAAAAUUUUUGUUUGAAAACUGAGUUGUUCAGAAAGGGAGGUGUUCAGUAACUGAGGUUACUAUAUAUAUAUAUAUAUAUAUAUAUAUAUAUAUAUAUAUAUAUAUAUAUAUAUAUAUAUAUAUAUAUAUAUAUAUAUAUAUAUAUAUAUAUAUAUAAUUUAGAUUUAUAUAAAUAAGUAGAUAUAUAGAUAGAUAUGGAACCACACUUGGUCGAACUUUUCUCUCUCUCUCUCUCUCUCUCUCUCUCUCUCUCUCUCUCUCUCUCUCUCUCUCUCUCUCUCUCUCUCUCUCUCUCUCUCUCUCUCUCUCUCUCUCUCUCUCUCUCUCUCUCUCUCUCUCUCUCUCUCUCUCUCUCUCUCUUAGCAUCCUACAUAUGUCAGCUAAGGAAGGAGAGCAUUCUAUGCUAUUACAACUUUCUCAGAGUCUUACAUAUCUUUGGCCAGUGGGAGGGUUGGAAGAUCAGCCACUAUAGCAAUUUUUUUGACAGAGCCAAAAUACACCAGCAGACAUAUCACCCAUUAAAGCAAUUGCUUGUCUUCCACAGAUUCUGUAAGCUUCUUCUUAAGCAGAUCAGACAAAUACAGUUAAACCUCAAUGUAACAAACUAAUUAAGAGGAAGGACAUCUUUAUAUAUCAAGUAAUUCACUAUAUAUGUGACAGUCAUCAUAAAACAAGGCCUUGUAAGUAACUUAGGUUGUUUUGUAAAGCAAAAUCAUUAGGUAAAGAGAUAAUAUGAUGUGCAGUUAUCAUCAGAUACCAUGAGAUAGAAUAGGUUGAGCUAAUGGAGAUGUUUCUUAAAUCUUCAUCAAUGAUAAUGUGUGGGUGAAACAAGUGCUACCAAUUGUUAGCUGCUUCUUAUUAAGUUAACAGGAAAUUUUAACAUUUAGUGAACUUUCCCUGUCAUAAUGAUAUGGAGCUCAAUUAGUGUUUGCUGGGCUUAAAGGGUUUGUUUUAUUGAGGUUUUCCUGCUACUACUUUUGAUUAUCCAAAAGUCCCAACUUAUACAUAGUUGGAAAAGCUUUUGCCUCACCCUUUUGUGAUCAUUAAAGACUAUGCUUGUUAUGCAUAGCAAGCAGAACCAUUUUUUAAUCUUUAUUAAUUAAUAUGUUUUGAGUGAUGCUCUUGUGAAUAAAAUAAAGAAUUCAGUUGAGGAAGAGAGAGAGAGAGAGAGAGAGAGAGAGAGAGAGAGAGAGAGAGAGAGAGAGAGAGAGAGAGGCUCAUAAACAGAGAGAUGGAGUGUUUGCUGUGAAGUGUUUGGACUGGUAAGAUGAAGCAUCUUCAGGCAUGUCGGUCCCUCUGGCGGUGUACAAGGAAUGUAAAUCAAAAUGGAAUAGAAAAUUAAGUAAAUGAGAUGAACAUAUUUAUUUGAUGGUAUUUUGCUUUGAUCAUAAAUGUCUGAAAUGUGCCAUCUUUGAUAUGAGUCAGUGAAUGUUCAUUAUGGUCAAACCUCUUUAUAUAAUUAUGCUGUAUACAUAUGUACUGUUUUUACUUAUUAUUUUCAUGUGUUUAUUUUUCAUUCUUAUCUGUAUUCCAUAUCUUUUAUUUCUAUUUUAUUUUAUUACCUAUUUAUUAUUAUUAUUAUUAUUAUUAUUAUUAUUAUUAUUAUUAUUAUUAUUAUUAUUAUUAUUGUCAUUUUUGUUAUUUAUUUAUUUAUAUUUAUUUAUUUAUUUAUUUAUUUUAUUUAUUUAUUUAUUUAUUUAUUUAUUUAUUUAUUUUAUUUAUUUUAUUUUAUUUAUUUUAUUUUUUUCUGAGAUGUUAGUGUUCUACUCUUUGGCCUUGUAUAGGGCAUUAUCAUUUGGUGCCAUCCUGUACUGGUAGAGGCAAGUGUGUUUAUGACACUAUCUCUUGAAGACUCGUGCUACUCUUGGUGCCACAUCUAACCACUGUUAAAUUUAAGUUGUAUGGGUAGCAUGCAGUUGAUUUUAAAUCAGUUGACAGCACACUAAAUAUCAGCAUGCCAGCAUACUUAUGUAGUAGUUGUGCAUAGAACUCUUUAUCUUUCAUUUCACCUCAGUCACUACCUCCUUUAUAUAUAUAUAUAUAUAUAUAUAUAUAUAUAUAUAUAUAUAUAUAUAUAUAUAUAUAUAUAUAUAUAUAUAUAUAUAUAUAUAUAUAUAUAUAUAUAUAUAUAUAUACAUACACAGUAGGGUAUGUGACAAUGAACAUGAUUCAUUCCGUUGUGGUGAUCAUUAUAGCAAAUGUCAGUUAUGGCGACUGAAGAACUUAAGGCCAAAAAAUUCAUUGAUUCCGGGGAACCAGAAAAUAAUAAGAAAAAUUCCACAAUUAAAAAAAAACAUCAAAAUGAGCACAUUUGCACUACCAAAUUUGAGUUAACACAACAUGUAUAUAUACAGUACCCUCCCAAAUUUCACGCCUAGUCCUAUAUUCUUACCAUUCCAGCUUCGCGCAUUAUCACCCUGAGUUUCGCGCUGCUUAGACGAGUAUGGGUUACAUUUACCUACUGUUCAUCAUGUGUAUACAUACAGUAAAUCCUGCCUAAAUUGGAGCCAUCUCUCUCUCUCUCUCUCUCUCUCUCUCUCUCUCUCUCUCUCUCUCUCUCUCUCUCUCUCUCUCUCUCUCUCUCUCUCUCUCUCUCUCUCUCUCUCUCUCUCUCUCUCUCUCUCUCUCUCUCUCUCUCUCUCUCUCUCUCUCUCUCUCUCUCUCUCUCUCUCUCUCUCUCUCUGAAAGUAAGAACAAUCCUAAGAAUUGCUAAAUAGAAUGAAACUGAUUGAGAAUAAAAAUGGAAUUACAUGUACAAGAGUGAGAAAGAGUGAAAAAAGAUGAAACAAAAAUGACAUCAAAUGAAUGAGGGGGAGAGAGAUAUUUCUGACAGAUAAGGGGGAGAGGAGGUGACAGGGAAGGAGGUUUGAAACAAGAGAAAAGAAUGGAGAGGAUAGAAAAAAGGAAGGAAGAGACAGGAGCUGGAUAGGUGAGCAGUGGCUUGCAUCGCUGGUGAGUUAGUCUUGCGAGUUUUAGUUUGUUAUUCCGAUUAAGUUUUUAUUGAAAUUUCAGUUCUCACACAAAUAGCAAGUUUGUCUUGUUAGUUUCGGUUAGUUAUUCCAAUUAUAUUUUUAUUAAAAUUCCAGUGCUCGCACUAGUGGCAAGUUUGUUUUGCCAGUUUUGGUUCAUUAUUCCGAUUAAAUAUUUAUUAAGA